Messenger RNA from Tachysurus fulvidraco (yellow catfish), 6817 nucleotides. It is a transcript of the gene insm1a, whose product is annotated as insulinoma-associated 1a. The transcript has a single exon. Gene Ontology annotation, biological process: regulation of cell cycle process; negative regulation of transcription by RNA polymerase II; neuron differentiation. Bases 1810 to 3117 code for a protein of 435 amino acids. The record is from RefSeq and is a predicted model, not a curated record. Gene Ontology annotation, cellular component: nucleus; transcription repressor complex. Lineage: Eukaryota; Metazoa; Chordata; Actinopteri; Siluriformes; Bagridae. Gene Ontology annotation, molecular function: DNA-binding transcription repressor activity, RNA polymerase II-specific; RNA polymerase II cis-regulatory region sequence-specific DNA binding.
UUCUUAAUCAAAUGCAUCUCUUUAGCUUUUAUUUGCUGAGUUAUUAAUUACAGUGGAAUUAUUUAAGGUAAAGCGCAGUGUGACUCCUCUACAUGGCCACAAAAGGCCAGGGUGGAUUUGCAGAGCUUUAGAGAGUCACUGCCAGCUGUAUGGUAAUGUGACACAAAGCUCCAGUGCGUUCAACAUGCACACACAGACACACACACACACACACACACACACACACACACACACACACACACACAUACACACACACACACACACACGCACACAAACGUCUGCAGCUAUAUGAGCCGUCAUGUCACAGAUAACAGCGAAUGUGAAACUUUGAGCUGUGAGUGAGUAAACAUCACCUGUAAGAUUUUCACCAUUUUUUUCAGUAGCUCCAGUCAGCUACAGUAACUAAAUUACAUUACAAGCUUGUAAAUGUGAAGUAAUCUCAUCAUCUGAAACACAAACAGCUUCACAGCAAAUCCUGUACUGUAUCAAAGAUGAAGAAAAAAAGAUCAUAUACAGCUAAAAAAAAAAAAAAGUACAUUCUGGCUGCAUUGAGACAAGCACGGAUUUUUAUUUCUGCUAAUAAAUUCCCAAAUACUAUUAUGUUUAGAUACUAAAAUAUUUGUAUUUAUACUGACUGAAAAGGAAGGAAGGAAGGAAGGAAGGAAGGAAGGAAGGAAGGAAGGAAGGAAGGAAGGAAGGAAGGAAGGAAGGAAGGAAGAGAGCACAGCACAAGUUCUCUGUCUAAUUUCCAUCUAUUGUAUAUUUAAGUUUUCAUCUAAACUAAAUUUCUAUUCAGUUUUACGAUGAAAGAAAGAAAGAAAGAAAGAAAGAAAGAAAGAAAGAAAGACCAUAACUUUAUACUAAACUGUUGGUUUUUGAACAGACAGAAGCCGCAUAAACUUUAUUUAGAAGAAAAGCACAGAAGCUUUGCCUACCAAAUUUCGGUUUCAGUUACUAAACAUUAUAUUUCUAAAUACUGAGGUUUAGAAAGAAAGAAAGAAAGAAAGAAAGAAAGAAAGAAAGAAAGAAAGAAAGAAAGAAAGAAAGAAAGAAAGAAAGAAAGAAAGAAAGACGGUCACUAUGAUACUCUCAGUGUAAAUAAAGACAGAGGAAAGUAGCUCCAUGUCAGUGUAUGCAUUUGUACACAGAUGAGCCCGGUGUGUGUGUGUGUGUGUGUGUGUGUGUGUGUGUGUGUGUGUGUGUGUGUGUGUGUGUGUGUGUGUGUGUGUGUGUGUGUGUGUGUGUGUGUGUGUGGUGUUAGAUAAGCUGUUAGUGUAUUCUGCCUGCAGGUGUUUAUUCAGCGCUGUGCACUAUGGUACUGAAAGUGGAUGGUAUCUUAAAGCAGAUACUUGAUACAUUCAGCCACGACACUGUGCGUUACUCCAGCAUCUUAACAGGACCGAGUGCACUUCGAUGAUAUUUUUGACUUUCCUCUUGCGCUACAAGAUUCAAAUGCUGCUGGAAUGAUCGGCCCCCCAACCCGAAACGUCUCUCUCUCUCUCUCUCUCUCUCUCUCUCUCUCUCUCUCUCUCUCUCUCUCUCUCUCUCCUCCCCUCCCACUCACCUAUCCACAGGGAUCUCGUGCUCCAUCUGAUUGGUUGGGAGGGGGACGUCGCUUUCAUCGUUUCGGCUUAAAAACAGUGCAGCUAUGCCUUGGUGAUGAAAAGAGGCAGCUCGCGGAAAUAGAGGCGGAGGGUGGGGACCGCUCACUGUACAACGGAAACGCCUUAAACAAAAAACAUCCCGCGCGCACUGAGACGAGUUCAGUGACACCUGACAUUAGAAAGUGCCUUCCUUUCGUUUGCGAAGAUGCCCAGAGGAUUUUUAGUCAAGAGAAACAGGAAAGCGACGCCGGUGUCUUACCGGAUCCGCGCGGAGCACGAGGAAGAACAGGAGCGCGAGCAGAUACAGCGACCGGGCGAUGCGCCUAAAUCAGCAUCUGCGUCGUUAGCAUUAGUUGCAUCAGCAACGCCGCGCGCGGACAGUCUGAGCCACGCUCCCAAACCGGUACGUUUUGGAAACCCAGAAACGGUGUGCCAGUCCAUGUACAGCCCCACGCGACCUGUGAGCCGAGAGCACGAGCGCGUGUCGCUCGAGCGCCGUUUCGACCUCGGCUCGCCCGUCUCGGCGGAGUCUUUCCCUACGCUCAGCUCCUUCGAAGCUCAGCAGCACCACGCGUGCGCUCCCGUGGACCUAAAGAUCGGCACAAGCAACAGCAAUCGGAUCGCGAGCAAACGAGCAGCACCAGAGCCCGAGCGCAAGAGCAAACCGGCGCCCAAAAAAACCAAAGCGAUCAGGAAGUUGCAGUUCGAGGACGAGGUCACAACCUCACCGGUGCUCGGGCUGAGGAUCAAAGAGGGUCCGGUUGAGCAGAAGCCGAGUGCGCGCUCCGGCGUGGACAAACCGCUUGGCGAGUUCGUGUGCCGGUUGUGUGGGGAGGCGUACGCGGACCCGUUCGCCCUGGCUCAGCACAGGUGCUCGCGCAUUGUGCGUGUCGAGUACAGGUGUCCCGAGUGCGACAAGGCGUUCAGCUGCCCCGCCAAUCUAGCCUCGCACCGGCGCUGGCACAAACCCAAACAGCUGAACGUGACGGGAAACGAUGGCACUGACAAGAAACCUCGUACGCCGGACGACACGAAUAAGGAUGUGCAAGGUGAACUCGAGCGAGAUCGCGACACGCCCAGUCCUGGAGCCUCCGAGUCGGGUUCAGGCUCCGACUCAGACGGCAUGUAUGAGUGCCAGCGCUGUGCGAGGAAGUUCAAACGCCAGGCUUAUCUGAAGAAACACGUCCUUACACAUCACGGUCCGCUGAGCGCAAGUCGAGAGAGUCACGCGCCGUUACAAGAAAACGAGGCGAAACGGCUGGAGCAUGCGCAGGUGCCGGUGCAGGCGCCGCUGGACUUGAGCGCAUGUCCUGUGUGCGGGGAGACUUUCCCAAGUCGCGUGGCGCAGGAGAGGCACGUCCGUGUGCAGCACGCGUCUCACGUGUAUCCGUGCAAGCAUUGUCCGGCCGCUUUCUACAGCUCCCCAGCGCUCACGCGCCACAUCAACAAGUGCCACCCUUCAGAAAACCGGCAGGUGAUUCUGCUGCAGGUGCCCGUGCGGCCCGCCUGCUGAAGAACCCGCGUGCCUUUAAACAUUAAACUCGGCGGCGCGUACAGGGGAACCGACACAGCUAUAGAGCCUCGCUCUUGACAUAUACAAUAUCGUAGUUUAUCAGAAUGAAGUGCACAGCGAAAAUAUUAGGUGUUCAGUUAACACAGACUGAGGUGCAGUGCGGAAUUAACACAUAGGCAGUGAAGACUUUAUUUAACACUUCUGUCACUCAAUCAUUGUGGUCAUUGCGCAUGCGUAUUCUUAAGAGAGUAAGUUUACUUAGAAUUCGUAUUAAGUUCUACAAUUUCUAAUUCACUGUGAGUAAGAACAGGUUUGGGUUAAUACAGUAGUGUUGGUUAAUACAACACUGUUUCAGUUCACUUAUUGUUAAUGAAACACAGUAGGUGGUCGAGAGCUGGGAGAAGGUCGAGACCCUAAACAAUCUUUAAGCAUAAUUGAACUCAGCUGAACUUAUUUAUUUACUUAUUUAUUAAUUUAUUUAUUUUUCUUUAUUUAUAUAUUCCAUUCAUUUUGUACUUUUAAAACUAUCAGAAGGGACUCGUUUAUGAUACUAAACAGUAAAUCAACAAGCAAAUACAUAGUAAAAUGUAAGUGCAAUAAAAGAAGUAUAUGAAAUUAUAUGAAAAUUCACAAUAAUACAGAGAUAAUAAUAAUAAUAAUAAUAAUAAUAAUAAUAAUAAUAAUAAUAAUAAUAAAUAAAACAAUUAAGAAAUAGCUAAAAUGCUCUAGUUUCUAAAUGAAGUGAUGACUAGAUUAGUAUUUUCUGCAGUCUUAUCUCUGGUUGUGGAUUUUUUUUUUUACUCUUAGGAUCACUACUCAUUACUCACAUCCAAAGCCCUUAAUAAACUAUAUAGGUUAUGUUAUGUAAUCUUUGAGCUUGCUUUAUAGUAAACACAAAGGAUCGCACCUUGCAAUUAGGUUGUUGUGCAGGCGCAAAAAAAAAGUGAUUACAGCUUCGUCAUUUCAGAUUCCUUAGCAGCGAUGGGUCAGGUUUGGUUAUAAACCUGGUCCCUGAAACAACUCCUGAAACCCCGCCUCCUUCUCCUCAGAACCCUCACUGGUCAGUGUUGAUUCAACGCAUUGGUUUUCGCUGUGCGCUCUUAGACUGUUAUCUUAUUUUUGUAGAAUUUCUGCACACAUUCUUUACUGUGUUAGCUCAUCUAGACCUAAGAAACUGAUAAUCCUGGCUGUGCCGUUACUGAAAAUGCCUUCUGAAUCACAGGAAUGGAAAUCUACCUAUAUGACUUUAGCUUUAAUCUAGCUUGUGGAUCUGUGGACUUUGGACUUUAGCUUUUGUUCUAAGACCUUAAUAAUGAUAUUAAUAAUAAUGAUGAUAAAAGGGGUUUAGCCUUCUAGUGUAGCCAGAAAUGCCUUGAAAUAGUUCACACACAUUCUGCUGUAAAACUGCCUUAAUCGUGUAAAUGUGGGGUGACUGAAAUGUCUUAUUUAUCCUUUAAAUGGUAUGCUUCUUAUUUUUAUAUCAUUCCAAUGUGUGUAUAUGUUCACACUGACUUUAUUUAUCUAUGUAUUUAUUUAUUGCAAAUGUUUUAUUUAAAUUAUUUCAAUGUCUGAAUUAGUCUAAACACUUUGAAACGGCCAAAUGUUUAAUUUAAUUGAUUUAAUCUCAAUCAAUGCAACAGUAAGAAGGCAAAAAAAAAAGAAAAGAAAAAAAAGUAGCCUAUAGGGGUCGCAAGACUGUUUUUCCCACCAUUGUUAGGUAGCCUUACAAUAAUUAGCCUAUUCCCUAUAGGCCGAUUAGUUUGGGGAAUCAUUCCGUCAGUGCUUGUGUGUUUCUGCAGUAUUGCUAUGUGUCCAAAUAACGUUAAUGACAAUAAAACAAUCAAAAAAAUUAAAACAAAAUCCACUCGAGUUGUAUUAUGGAUCCCGUGUCUGUGUGGGAAAUUAUGUCAGAAGUAUAAAAUUUAGGCUGCAGAAGAACCUUUCAAAGGCUUUUUAUUCUUAAAGAAUUAGAUAACCAUCCACUUGAUAAAAAAGGGUCAUAAAAAUGAUACGUGAUAGAAAAUGUUCAUCUUAAAUUGCACUAGUGCUGAAUUCUGAAGGCACUGAUUCAGACUUCGAUCAUUCAUUUUCCUUUUCAUGUGAUAAUUUCACUGUCAACAGUUCUAUAGCAACGUAACUUACACUUCUAUUUAAAAAAGUCUACAAUCAUUGAUAUGGUGAAGUGCUCUGGAAGGUGAAGUUUAUUUAAGGGUCUCCUGUUUUACACCGGCUGUAUAUUUUCCACUAUAGGAGAGUCAGGCUGAUUAGAUGUGUAACUAUAAAUGUAGUGUUCAUGCGAUAGUGAGAAAGUGUAAUUGAUGGAAAGAGGAAAAACAUGCACUGGAACUUGCUGUUAUUGGAAAAUGCUCAGCAUGAGACUGAGUGAAAUCUAGCAUCGCUAUAGCUGCUUUGGAUGCGUUGACCUAAAAGAAAUGAGAGAGAUCCAACAUUCAUGUUAGCUUAUUUAGCACUCUCAGCUGAUCAUAAACAUGAUCAUGACAUGAUCAUAAACGACUCAUAAAUGAAAGAAGGUAAAGCAGAGUGGAUUUAAAACUAUUCAGAUGCUGUAACUACUAAAUAUUUCACUUUUCUCUCUUUCAUUGUAUUUUAAUGUAUAUUGUUUGCAAACAGCCAAACUACUAAGAAGAAAAGAAAAUAAGCUCACAACCAUUCCAUCCUAACAACCCCAUGUUUCUCCUGCAAAUGUGUAGAAAUAGUGAUGAAAAUACACUUCUUUGUAUUGUGAUGUCAUGACUAAAAUCCUAAUUCAAUGCUGAAUUCUGAAUCUUCCAGUCUGACUUUAGUCACAAGGACAUGUCACACUUCUGUUAUUUGUAUAAACUAUAAUUGGUUUCAAUUCUAAAAAAAAUGAAAGCAUCUGGUGAGUGAAUGAAGGUAAAUACAAAGACCUAUCACUGAAAAAAAAAAGAUAUUUACAAGUAAAAAAUGUCUUAAUUUUAGUCAAAUGUAUGAAGCAUCCUUUUAUAGUAGCAUAUCAGUAGCCUAUUCUAAGUACACAGUAAACCUAAUGUGAGAUUAUUUAACAUAUUUUUUUUCUAUUUGCAUAUUAGAUUUCUAGAAAGAAACAAAAUGGGAAGGAAAACGUAUCUGCAAACAGGCUUGUUUACUUUAUGCUUGAUUUAUUCAUACAUUUGCCCUUAAUCCACAUACAUUCACAUGUGAAGUUUUGUUUUUUGUUUUUUGUUUUAGUUCAUUUUUACGGGUUUUUUUCUGGAGAUUUUCUUCUUCUACUUACUUGAAAGCGUAUUAAACAAACAUAUGCUACGUUCAACUGACUCGUCUAGAAAGUGAUCUUGAGAGCAUGCAUGCAAUGUGCACAGGGUUAUAAGGUGCUUUCUGUAAGUCACACACCUGGGUAGCACCUGCUUCACCCUGGCAACCAAGUCCCAUGAUAGAGGAGCAACAGGAGCUGUACAACAAGACAGCAACACUACAGUGUGCAUGCAGAACCGAAGCCUCCACCAGAACCACCAUGAAAAAAAAAACAAGACAAGAGACAAGAGAGUGAGAUAAUGUUGUAAAUGUUACCGCACCCGACAUCAGAAUAACCAAAUCUUACAUUAAUUAAGUUACUUGGGUAGGGUUAGAGGCAGGGUUUACAGUCGAAUAAUUUUUUACGACUUUACUUCAACAAAAUUCACCUCACCUACAUUUUUUAUGAGAUCAGAGUCCCAGACAC